Molecule: messenger RNA, 6154 nt
Organism: Brassica rapa (field mustard)
Lineage: Eukaryota; Viridiplantae; Streptophyta; Magnoliopsida; Brassicales; Brassicaceae
Product: pentatricopeptide repeat-containing protein At1g06143
Biological process (GO): RNA modification
Molecular function (GO): RNA binding; protein binding
Source: RefSeq, a predicted model, not a curated record
UUAUUUCCGAGGACUUUUUUCGUCGGUAUGUCGUCGGAAUAGCGUUAUUCCGACGACAUACCAACGAUUUUUUCCCUCAGUAUGUCGCUGUUUUCUUGUAGUGUCGUAUAUAUGUGUGCUAAGUUUUGGUAGACGUACAGAACUUGAUUAAAUGAGGUUUUGUUGUGCCAAUUCUUUAGGUUGUGUAUCCAAGACCAGGUCCUAGAUAUGUAAGAAUGUAAUUUAGUGUCAUUUUUGUAGAUAGUUGUGCGAAUAAUUGGUGUUAAAAAAAAAAAUAAUAAUAAUAAUUGGUGUUUAGUGUCACACUGUGCGUAAGAGAGUGGGUGUUUGUUUCUGUUACGUACCAUAUAUGCAUGCAAACCUCAAAACCUAAGGUAUUGGAUAUAAGAUGGAUAGCACAAAUGGCACCCAAAAAAGAUGGACAAUAAAUAUAUAUAUUUGCCAAAAUUUUGAAUUUCAUACAAUGAAAUGUUUGUAGAAUUUUACAAGAGAGUUGAGAUCAGUUAGGUUCAACCAAGGCAAAAAAAUACUUAAAACAAGGUUGAGCCUAAGAUUUUACAGCCUAGUUUAACAAAUUAAUAAAAUGAUGGAAUAGCAAAUUUUUGAAAAAUAAAUAAAAGAAUCUAAGGUUUAUUCUCUAAAAUAGGUCGAUAUUGACUCUACUGUCCAAGUGCAUACCCCUUGAUACAAUGUCAUAUCGUUAUCACGAAAAAAGUUUAUAUAUCCUGUUGGAGCUAUGCUCACAGUUUUUUGUUAUUAUAUAAUGAUUUUUUUUGUCAAAACGGUUUUCUAUUGAUUACAAACGAUAAUAACGAAUGGCCAAAGUUUGAUCGUUUUGGCAAAUAAACUCUUAUGACUGUGUUUUACUAAAAAUAUAUAUACCAAGAUGCCAUAAUGAGGUGGAGAACUAUCUGAAAUAUCCCAAAAAGAAUAGCUCCCAACGAUUACAAUAUAUCUUGAGACUUACUUUUUUUUUUUUUGCCACAGAGGAAAUUAUUUUAACAAAAAAAAUAAUUGAAUACAUUUCCUCUGUUGCAAAAUUUUGAAAAAGUGUAUUUAAACAAGAUAACUAUUAAACUAUGAAAACAAUUUCAUAAAAUUGUUGAUCUUUCUUCACUUCAAAAAUAUUUUUCAAGCAUUUGAUAAGAUUAAUCCAGAUAGAUUGUUUUGUUGAAAUUAAUACUGAUGGUUCCUUUUUAUCAGCGUGAGGUGUAUACACCAUACCAUCUGACUACUUUUGACAAUAAUAGAUUGUUUUGGAGAAUAAUUUCCCACAAAUUCACCUUCAAAAGUUUCCAACAAAUAUCAUGAGUUUGGAUUCUUAAUACAAAGUAUACAACUAUGAUUUGAGCUACAAACUUAAAAUUGUCUCUUUUCAAACAAUUUAUGGUACUUGCAUGGAGACAAGGCUUUUAAUUUUGUAAGAAUGUAUAUUCGAAUUGAAUCAUUCUAGGAUAAGUCUGCAUUUUGAGAACUGGAUAUGUGAUACUCAUAGAAAAACUUAGAAGAUAAUUUAUUUUAUUUUUUUUGGCAAAAAAAGUGUUUUUCACUUUUUACCAGAAAUCCAAGCAUCGUAAAUAUUCUCUCCCAGCGCAAAUCGAAUCCGAGUGGCAGAAGUUAUAGCCGCAAUCUUUUUACCACCAGAGAUGAAUCAUUCUGAUUAGAAGAUAAUUUUUUCGGUCAACUUCUUAAGAAGAUGGUUAGGAAUAGUGUUUUAGAACGUAGUUAAGAAUAGUGUAAGAGGAUAUGUACCAGACUAAUAAAUUGUUAUGUAAAGAUUUGGGUUUUAAAGUAAAAUCAAUUGAGUGGGAUGCAUGAGCCUACAGUGGUGGACCAUUGAAUUAUUAUUGGCUUAUAACGCAACUUGAGGAUACAAUAAUAACAUCUAGCAAGAGCGAAGGGAGACGGGUGCAUGAACACUCUUUCUCUUAAAUUUUAUUUGUUUUUGUAAUAUAUGUAAUUUUCUUUUUGCCCGGGCCUGCUAGCGUCGACGGUGAACCAAUUUAAUUUGGUAAUAUUAAAAUGUAGGUUAGAAAGUCCUUUAUUUUUCCUCUCGACCAAGAAAACUCAGACAUACAAUGCUAUCAGUAUUUACGGUCCCUACUAAUUAAAUAACUUUAAUGAAAGGAAGGUAAAUUGUUUGAUUGGGAAAUUAUUAAAUUCCAGCAAAUAAAGUAGUUGGUUUCAAUCAUCUACAAUAAUGGUUCAACUUGCAGAAGGAAAAAUGAUGGAUAAUUUUAAAAAUAACUUGUUUGAUCAAAAAAAAAAGAUUUUAAAAAUAACAAUAAUAUUUUUGGUGUUUUCAAGCUACAAAUUUUUGUUGCUUUCUUGAUUUGUUUACCGAAAUUAUGAAAAAUAUUGUCUUAGUUUAUUUGAGUUUGAUAGCCACUUAAGAUUUUUGUGUUGAUGUAUGAUUUAGAACACUGAUAAAUGCAUGUUCUCAUCUCGAUAAAACUAUGAAGACAUAAAAUUGAUAUCUAUAUAACUCUUUGAAGUAUAAAAUUUUCUUGUGUUUAUGUCCAACCAUCAAUAGUAUUAUGUGUUAUGCAUAAAAAUUCUCUCUUAAUUAAAUAAAAUUGAACUAGUAAAUUUUAAGAACUCCAAGUUAAAUACCACUAAAUUAGUACACCAUAAACAUUAUAGUUUGGAAAUACGUAUAUGUUAGAAUUAAUUUUAUAGAAAAUAGCUGAUAAUCAGUCGGUCAAACCCACUUAUCUAUUAGUUUUGGAACAUAUAUAUAUAUAUAUAUAUACAUGCAUGGUUUUUGAAUAAUGGUUUAAGGAUUCAAAUGAACCUUUUUAUGGAUCUCUUCUCCUUUUUAUAUUUCUAUCUUUCGUCGUAUAUUAGUGAUUUUCGUUUAUCAUUUUAUAGUCAAAUUCAUUUUUGGUUACGUUCGUCUAAAUUUAGUGAGCGUUUAAAUUAAUAUAAGUAAGUAUUUUACAAAAUUAUAUAUAUUCCAAAAUCUACACUACAAGUAGAGAUAAAAUGAAAGCAUUGUGAGUUUAUAUGGGGUUGUCAAUUACGUAUAGCAAUUUGAGUUUUUUAAUUAGUCCUGAGAAUCUUUCUUUUCAUGCUCGACUUGAAUUCCUCAUCUGGAAAGCAAGAAAGUGCAUGCACCUUCAAUUCCAUCACGUGUCUAUUUAUUUGGGCAUGAUUUAGUCGCCAGCCACGCGAAAAAAUUGGAAGCUUGUUUCUUAUUUUUAUUUACCUCUUUUAUAUAUUAUGAUAUAAGUGGAAAGUAUGCAGUGAUAAACAACAAUAAAUGAAACAUCGUUAGCCGUUGGUGGCCAUAAAUAAUUUGAAGUGGGGAUACAUGGUUAUGACCGUAUCGAAUGAAUCCCAGCUACGUCAUAUCUAUAUCUGGUUUAACAUAUAAAAAAAUCAACUGAUUGACUAUUAUUAUAUCUAAAUUGUGCAUCAAAAUUAGGCAAGUAGCUAGCAAUAUAAUUUAUUAGGCUUUAACAUUAGCCAAUUAAAAACUCUCAAAGAGUGUUACGGUUCUUCCCCUCCAAUUCGUUGUUCCAGUGAGACACAAGACAAAACAAUAACAUGGUGAUAGCGGCUUUUUCUAAAGAAACUAGUAUGAUACUUUUUGUAAAACAACUAACCAUAUUAAAAGAUGGAGUGAUACGCCACAUCAUAAUAUAAUCUACCAAAAUGAAAAACAUAAGUGAAGAGAAAGAAAAUCGAGCAAAUUUUUUUAUUAGUAACUAAUUAAUCACAAAAACUCAGAUAGUUUUCAUCAAAAUAUUUUAAAUUUUGAAAGUAACCAUAUCAUAGCUUGCUUAAAGUUUUUUUUUUAAGUUGUUGCACAUGCAGGGCCAAAACAACAAAGUAAUGCACAUGAUGGACUCUCUCUCUCUCUUUAAACCCAAAGGCCCUAUAAUUAACAGGUUGCCACAAAACUGGACUUUCCUCUUUUAAUUGUUUUUUCAUAAAGUCUAAACCCUCUGUCUCUCCCGGAGUGUCUUCGCUAGUUUGUCUCUAUGCCUUCUUAAUAAACUAAAGUCGUGUCUUUACCGACAACCUUAGAUUCUUACAUGAAUGCUCUGACCACCGUCUCUAGCCUCCGACGUUGCUCAACUUCACUUCUCGAAAACCUCCCUAUUCUGCAGCUAAUCAAGCAAUGCUCAUCCCCCAAGCUCUUAGACUCAGCUCUAGCCGCAAUGGUCAAAACCAGCCAAAACCAAGACUGUUUCUUUAUGAACCAGUUCAUCACUGCCUGCACUUCCUUCAAUCGCAUCGAUCUCGCUCUCUCCUCCAUGACCCAGAUGCAGGAACCCAACGUCUUCGUCUACAACGCGUUGAUCAAAGGCUUCCUCACUUGCUCUCUCCCGAUUCGAUCUCUCGAACUCUACGUCCGUAUGCUCAGAGACUCUGUCUCUCCGUCGAGCUACACUUACUCUUCUCUCGUAAAGGCGUCUCUUUUCGAUCGUGUGGUUGGUGAAUCGGUUCACGCGCAUAUCUGGAAGUUUGGGUUUUGCUUCCAUGUUCAAAUUCAGACGACUCUGAUCGUGUUUUACUCGGGAUUGGGUAGAAUUGAGGAAGCACGGAAGGUGUUCGAUGAAAUGCCUGAGAGAGAUGAGUUUACUUGGACUACUAUGGUUUCUGCUUAUGUUAGAGACUUUGAUAUGGACUCUGCGAAUGCGUUAGCUAACCGGAUGUCUGAGAAGAAUGUUGCCACGUGGAACUGUUUGAUUGAUGGGUAUAUGAGAUUAGGUAACGUGGAAGUAGCUGAGUCAUUGUUUGAUCAGAUGCCUGUGAAGGAUAUAAUCACAUGGACGAGUAUGAUCAAAGGCUACUCGUUUAACAAGAGGUAUAGAGAAGCGAUCUCAGUGUUCUAUAAAAUGACUGAGAAAGGUAAAGGGAUUGUUCCUGAUGAAGUGACUAUGUCGACUGUUAUCUCCGCUUGUGCGCAUCUAGGAGUGGUGGAGAUAGGUAAAGAGGUUCAUAUGUACACGGUGCAGAACGGGUUUGUUCUUGAUGUCUACAUUGGCUCAGCAUUGGUGGAUAUGUAUUCCAAAUGCGGCUGCUUGAACCGAGCGCUUCUUGUGUUCUUUAAUUUGCCUGAAAAGAAUCUGUUCUGUUGGAAUGCAAUCAUCGAAGGGUUAGCGGCUCAUGGUUAUGCACGAGAAGCACUGAGAAUGCUUGAGAAGAUGGAGGUGGAGUUGAUCAAACCUAACGCAGUCACUUUCGUUAGUGUUUUAACCGCUUGUACUCACGCUGGUCUUGUAGAAGAAGGGCAGAAAGUAUACCGUAGCAUGAGUAGUGAUUACUCCAUUGUCUCUAACAUUGAACACUACGGAUGCAUGGUUGCUUUAUUAAGCAAAGCCGGGUUGAUUCAAGAGGCUCUAGAGUUGAUUGAAAGUAUGGAGUUUGAACCAAAUGCUGUUAUCUGGGGGGCGUUGCUUGAUGGGUGCAGGCUUCACAAGAACUUAGAGAUAGCUGAGGUAGCGUUUAAGAGACUGAUGGUUUUGGAGCCGAGGAACAGUGGGUACUAUUCACUUUUAAUUAGCAUGUAUGCUGGAGAAAACAAGUGGAGAGAUGUCGCAGAGGUGAGAGGAAGGAUGAGAGGGUUGGGUAUAGAAAAGUUAUGUCCAGGGACAAGUUGGAUUGAGUUGGAUAAACGAGUUCAUAUGUUUGCUGCAGCUGAUAAGUCUCACUCUGCUUCAAAUGAGGUUUACUCGUUGCUUGAUGAGGUAUUUGAACAGAUGGGAUUAGCUGGAUACAUGCAGGAAUCUGAAGGUGUAUAUUAGGAGUUACUAGAAGCUACUCAUUGUACUUCAUCACCAGAUGUUCAUCAAAUUGAUGUUUUUAGUGUAGAAACCCAGAUCUUCACAGUUCACCAUUCAUCAGAGCCUUGGUUCCGUAGAAUAGCCACCCGAGAAAAGUCAAAUAUAUGUUAGCCGCGUAACACAAAGUCAAAGCCCAAGACAUAAUGACAUAUCAAAACAAACUAAAAUUUAAUAAGCUGUCUUUUUUCUCACUGUCGUAAUGUAUUUGUGAGUUACGAAUUUCUUUGAAAUUUCAUAUACUGAUUCAUGUAUAUUUAAUGUUACAUACUCACACCUACAAGUGUAUGUCUUCGUUUUUCUGGUGGAGUCUAUGAGAGUAAAGACUGAAUCAAACUAGUGAAUUGAAUAUUUUUAAUCUA